CCUCCAGUCCCGGGGCUCCGUUAAUGUUUAAUCAGAGUGGAUCGUCCGAUGGGGUUCCGGUGGCGUGAUCUCCCGGCCCCCGGGCGUCGAGCUCCCACACCCUAGAAGGCUUGGUCGGCGUCGAGGCCCGGACUCUCCCCGCCUGGACCCAGCUUCGAGCCGGGCGCGCGCCCUGGUCCUCCCGCUGUCGGCCCGGUCCCCGAGCUCGCUGCGAUGCGCGCCCGCGGCUCUGCGCCGCCCUGGUGGCCGGUGCUGCUGCUCCUGCUGCUGGGUCCCGCGCGAGCCCGCGCCCAGGAGGACGAGGACGGCGACUACGUGGAGCUGGAGCUCGCCUUCCCGUCAGAGGAGGACGGCCCGGCCGACGCGACCCCGCACGUGCCCACCGCCACCUUCCACCGCUGCGCCAAGGACGCAUGGAGGCUGCCGGGCGCCUACCUGGUGGUGCUGAAGGAGGGGACGCCCCGCGCCCAGACGGAGAGCGCCGCCCGCCGCCUGCAGGCCAGGGCCGCCCGCCGCGGCUACCUCACCACCGUCCUGCACGUCUUCCACCACCUGGUCCCCGGCUUCCUGGUGAAGAUGAGCGGAGACCUGCUGGAUGUGGCCCUGCGGCUGCCACAUGUCGAGUACAUCGAGGAAGAUUCCUCUGUCUUCGCCCAGAGCGUCCCGUGGAACCUGGAGCGCGUCCUCCCUGAGCGGUACCAGGCGGAGGAGUACAGCGCCCCCAGUGGCGGCGGCCUGGUGGAGGUGUACCUCUUAGACACCAGCAUCCAGAGUGGCCACCGGGAAGUCCAGGGCAGAGUCACGGUUACCGACUUUGAGAGUGUGCCUGAGGAGGACGGGACGCGCUUCUACAGACAGGCGAGCAAAUGUGACAGCCACGGCACCCACCUGGCUGGCGUGGUCAGCGGCCGGGAUGCAGGCGUGGCCAAGGGUGCCAGCCUUCGCAGCCUGCGUGUGCUCAACUGCCAAGGGAAGGGCACGGUCAGCAGCACCCUCAUAGGCCUGGAGUUCAUUCGGAAAAGCCAGCUGGCCCAGCCCGUGGGGCCGCUGGUGGUGCUCCUGCCCCUGGUAGGGGGGUACAGCCGCACCCUCAAUGCUGCCUGCCGCCACCUGGCGAGGGCAGGGGUGGUGCUGGUCGCUGCAGCUGGCAACUUCCGGGAUGACGCCUGCCUCUACUCCCCAGCCUCGGCUCCAGAGGUCAUCACAGUUGGGGCCACCAAUGCCCAGGACCAGCCAGUGACGCUAGGGACGUUGGGGACCAACUUUGGCCGCUGUGUGGACCUCUUUGCUCCUGGGGAGGACAUUAUCGGCGCCUCCAGCGACUGCAGCACCUGCUUUGUGUCACAGAGUGGGACAUCGCAGGCUGCUGCCCAUGUGGCGGGCAUCGCGGCCAUGAUGCUGACGGCCGAGCCGGAGCUCAUCCUGGCCGAGCUGCGGCAGAGACUGAUCCACUUCUCUGCCAAAGAUGUCAUCAACGAGGCCUGGUUCCCUGAGGACCAGCGGGUGCUGACACCCAACCUGGUGGCCACGCUGCCCCCCAGCACCCAUGGCGCAGGGGGGCAGCUGCUCUGCAGGACGGUGUGGUCAGCACACUCAGGGCCCACACGCACGGCCACCGCUGUGGCCCACUGCACCCCCGGCGAGGAGCUGCUGAGCUGUUCCAGUUUCUCCCGGAGUGGGAAGCGGCGGGGCGAGCGCAUUGAGGUCCGCGGAGACAGGCGGGUGUGCCUGGCCCACAACGCGUUUGGGGGUGAGGGCGUCUAUGCCGUCGCCAGAUGCUGCCUGCUGCCCCGGGCCAACUGCAGCAUCCAUACGGCUCCGGCGGGGGCUGGGAUGGAGCCCAGUGUUCACUGUCACGAGCAGGACCACGUCCUCACAGGCUGCAGCGCCCACUGGGAGGCUGAGGAUUUUGGUGCCCACAGGCAGCCUGUGCCAAGGCCACGUGGGCCUGGCCAGUGUGUGGGCCCCAGGGAGGCCAGUGUGCAUGCAUCCUGCUGCCAGGCCCCUGGCCUGGAGUGCAAAGUCAAGGAGCAUGGGGUCCCACGCCCCAUGGAGCAGGUCACUGUGGCCUGUGAGGAUGGCUGGACCCUCACGGGCUGCAGCGCCCUCCCUGGAGCCUCUCUGGUCCUUGGGGCCUAUGCCAUGGACAACACGUGUGUGGUGAGGAGCUGUGACACCAGGGCAGCGGGCAGGACCAGCGAGGAGGCCGUGGCAGCCAUUGCCAUUGGCAUCUGCUGCCGGAGCCGGCCCUUGGAGCAGGCCGCCCCGGAGCGCCAGUGACAGCCCAGCCCGGACGUGCACCUGCGCAGGGCCGGGGCCUGGGCCUACAGAGCAGAUGUGCUUCUGCCUGGUGCUGCUCUUGCCUGGGAGAAAUCGGGGUCUUGCCUGGACAUCGUCCUGCACUGCAGCUCGCCCGCAUUCCCCCAUCCCCAUCUGACGUCACAGCAGGGGAAGCCAUGCUCUGCCUGCCAGCGUCCCCAUGUUGCUGCCCGUGGCAGAUGACCCACCUGUCUGAGCUCUUGCUGCCUCCCUGCAGGAGGACGUGGGGGCUGGAAGGGGUUGAGCGCCAGGCCUGGGCAGCAAGGAUGAGAGGAGCUGGUGGCCUACAUUGCCUGCCCACUUUCGAGAAGCCCCUUUGGAAUCCCUGGUUGAUGGGGGACCCGUUUUCCACACCCCUGGGGUGAGGGUAGAGAUGCGUGCGAUCCAUGACUCAGUUUCUCCCAGCUGCCCUCACUCUGCUCCCUGCACGGCAACACUGGCACCCUACUUUAUGGAGGAAGAAAUAGGGACUAGAAGGGGGGUGUCCACCAGCGCACACAGUAGGAAGUGGGAUGGUGCUGGGAUGUGCUCCUGAGCUUGGUAAGCAGCCAGGCCUCUGCUCUGCCAGUCCGGGCACCGGCUUGCAGGUUUCCUGGAGCCCGGGUUACUCCUGACAGCUCGGUGGGCUGUGGAAGGGCACAACUGUCCCUUCCCAAGUGCUUGCCCAAGCCAGUGUACAAGCACAUGCCUCCCUCUUGCUUUCUUCUCUCUGCUGCCUUUUUAUAGCAAGAAACUUUUCCAGACCUGUUGGGCUUUUGUAAGUUGGUAUUUAUUCUGGGUUUUGUAGUGUUUUUAUUAUGUGACUUUUUAAAAUAAAAGUAACUUUGUCACGA
Messenger RNA from Heterocephalus glaber (naked mole-rat), 3152 nucleotides. RefSeq names its product proprotein convertase subtilisin/kexin type 9 (gene Pcsk9). NCBI's taxonomy places the organism in Eukaryota, Metazoa, Chordata, Mammalia, Rodentia, Bathyergidae. The record is from RefSeq and is a predicted model, not a curated record. Gene Ontology annotation, biological process: proteolysis. Gene Ontology annotation, molecular function: serine-type endopeptidase activity.